This is a messenger RNA of Cryptomeria japonica (Japanese cedar), 1311 nucleotides long. Its product is annotated as receptor-like protein 12. Bases 1 to 1311 code for a protein of 436 amino acids. The transcript is spliced from 4 exons. The record is from RefSeq and is a predicted model, not a curated record. Gene Ontology annotation, molecular function: protein binding. NCBI's taxonomy places the organism in Eukaryota, Viridiplantae, Streptophyta, Pinopsida, Cupressales, Cupressaceae. Gene Ontology annotation, cellular component: plasma membrane.
AUGUAUCCGCUUUCUUUCAAGAUGUCUGUGGGUUGUGGAUCUUUCUUGAUGUGGAUAAUAAUACUGCAAGCUCAUUUCUCAUUUUCAGCAGCAUGUAUAAAACAUGAGAGAAAAUUCUUGCUGGAUUUUAAGGCUGGUCUUGAUCUUUCUUCAGGUCGGUUAUCCUCUUGGCGCGGAUUGAACUGUUGCGAGUGGGAGGGUGUUGCUUGUGAUUAUCAUACAUCCCAUGUCAUUCGCCUUAAUUUAAAUAAUGAUUGGUACCACCACUGGUUGAGUGGGGAGCUUCAUCCAUCUUUGUUUAAUCUGCGCCAUCUACAACACUUGGAUCUCACACGGAUUGACUUUAAAGAUAACACCAUUGUGGGAAAUCUACCUUCGUGGCUGUGGGAUCUUCCUAAUCUUAUCUUUGUCAAUCUUUCAAAUAACAUGCUGGAAGGUUCUCUACCUCGGAAGAUAUCUCAUACUUUCAGGACAGUGGACUUGCAUGGAAAUGGAUUAUAUGGCUCUCUUCCUGCUCUUGAUUUUUUUUCAUACUUUCUAGAUCUGUCAGAUAAUGAAUUCACCGGCUCCAUUCCUGAAACAAAUGAUGCAUUGGAGAUUUUGAACUUCUCUAAUAACAAGCUAACAGGUAUGAUUCCUAGAAGCAUUGGGAGCUGUUCCAGUUUAUCAGUUUUAAAUUUAGCUCAAAAUGUUUUGCAAAGGGAGAUUCCAGGGGAGCUGGGAAAUCUAAAAGCUCUUCGAACACUAAAUCUCAAUGACAAUAGUUUGCAAGGUAGAGUUCCUUCAUCCAUUGCCAAGUGCAUUAAACUCCGAGUUCUUGACUUAGGAAAUAACAAUUUUGAGGGUAGCCUUCCUAUUUGGAUUGAAAAGAUGGUAGAUUUGCGAAUUCUCAGUUUAGCUUCUAAUAAGUUCAAAGGGGAGGGCCCGUCCUCCCUGGAACCUGACCCCCCCCUUGCUAACCUGCAACUAUGUCCAGAUCUGUCUCUCAUGUUGCACUCCCAGAGUGCUGGGUGGGCUCCCUUGGCGGGUGUCGUUGACACUUGUAAUGCGGUGUUGCACGAGGCUCCCUCCCAUUUGAAGAUUCCACAUGAGACCUCCAACUUGGAUUCUCUUAACAAGGAUCCCAAGACUGAUGUUGUGGGGCCUUUGCCUGGGGAAGCUCAAGCGAGUACUUGGAAAGGUGCCCUUGUUGGGAUUACUAAGUCAAGGUCACCGACUUUGCUACCAAAGGUAACUGUUGGUGAGGAUGGUCUCGAGAUUUGCCUCCCCGACAGUAUUAUGGAUAAUAUCGCCUCCUCCCUACACCUCUAA